AUUUCUCGUCCUGUUUGGAGGGACGCACAACGGAAAGUCCGUUCGCUCCGUCACUGACAGCAUUUUCAUCUUGUUCUUUCAGAACGAAACACACUGACUUUUAUGGAACGGGAAUUUACUGCUUUGCGCAGCAAUAAUCUGACUAAGGUGACUCGAUGAAUUCAAACAAUAAAAUCAAGGAGCAAGAGAAAGGUUUUGUGGUUUUAAAGCUUCUGACAAGAAAGUUCGCGCGGUCCUUAACAGCUCAACUGAAAGACGCGCGGGGACUCAUACUACUGUGAGGUGCGGUGUACAGUACGACUCUUUUAAGCCUUUACCGUGUUACUGUCAGUAAUAUUACCUGCUUUUUAUCAGGUACUGCCUCUAUUUAGUAAAGGCGGAUAUCUGUUGCUCGAGAACUGCUUCAACCAUUAACGUUUAGCAGGUUGCUCAUUGUUUCAGCGCUCGUGUUCAUCUUUAGAAAUCAGAGGUAUUGUUGUUUACCGAGUUUACCGGCGCCUCACGGGCUUCUGCAAUGCGAGACUCGGAUUCAAACCGUUUGACAUUUCUUUGGAAAGCCAGUCGACUGUCAAAUUGUCACUGAAUCAAAUUGAAUGAGCCGGACACCUGGAUUGCUGAGUCGCAAGCUCACGGCCUAUUGAACACAUUAGCACCUGUCACAUCAGUCCAGCCAAGGUCAUCGCUCCUUCCCUUCAUUCUCCAUUCGACUGUUAAACACCAAGUCCCGGGGGUCUGCUCUUCUACAAUGGAGAGCCUAAGUGAGCUUCAGAACCCUCUUCUGGAUAAGAACAGCAAGCACAUGGUGAUGGCCGACUACGGCUACGGAGGCGACUUCCACAGCAACCAGUAUCAGGAGAACAUUAUAAACUACUUUGUGACUGGAGGAGGAGGUGGAGGAGGUGGCGGCGGAGGUGGGGUUGCGGUCACGGGAGGAAACGGCAAGGCUAAAGCCCAGCUACUGGACGCCACCUCUCUUCACUUGGCGGUGGAGGCCUUUUACAAGCCUAACUUCAUCCUUUACAAGGACGACGUGAGCGGCAAGGGCAAGGAUUACAAAAAUGAGUGCUGCGAGACCACCUUCAUGGAGAAGAAAGACAAGGACGUAGCGGUGGAGACCCCGAGUACGGAGGACCCGCAGGCGAAACUGCUGGACGAAAACGAGGUGAAAAUCCAGACGGUGUCUUACGAGGUGGAGGAAGAGGAAUACGUGGAGUACGAGACAGAUUGCUCCAGCGACAGUGAGAGCGAGGACAACUUCAUCGUCAUCCCUCCUCGUGAUCACCUGGGCCUCGCUAUCUUCUCCAUGCUCUGUUGCUUCUGGCCUCUGGGCAUUGCUGCUUUCUACUUUUCUCAGGGGACCAGCAAAGCCGUGACCAAGGGAGACUUCCCAUUGGCUAGCAUCGCAUCUAGACGAGCCUUGUUCCUAGCCGCUCUCUCCAUCACCAUUGGGACGGGGGUCUACGUGGGCGUAGUGGUGGCCCUCAUCGCAUAUCUGUCCAAACCAGGCCACAUUUAGCACAGCCAGAGGAGGACUACAGAACUCCACGAUACUACACAACCGCCUCUGAACGUCUUUUUCUAACUGUCUCAUUCUCAUCCCUCCCCGUGGACUGCCUGUCCGCCCAAAUCAGAGAAAGGGAUGAACCAGAAGAGGAUGAACCUGAAGAACUGGGGACUUUAUCACCUCAGUCAUAAUAUAUAAAUGUAAGCUUCACCUUGUGUCACACCACACUGGAUAAAACUUAACUAAGUCUGAGAGCAGUUCAGGUGAAGUAUAUAAACUACCGACAAAUAAGCAAUCCAAUUAACCAAACCCAAAGGGAAGCUAUUCCAAAGGACACAUGUAAAGAUCAAAAGGGACUAAGUGCCCUUGGAUUUGUUUUUCCCUUUCCAACUGUGAUUCGUUCUGAACCUAAAAGAGAAGUCAAGCCGUUCUCCAUUUCUCUCUCUCAUUACUUCCUUACUCCGUUAAACCCUGUAUAUGCGUGUGGCCCAAUUAAACCAGCACUGCUGAAUAUACCAACUGCAGUCUGUGAGCAACAUUAAAAAGGACAGAAUGUUGUCCAAAAUAUCACAGCUUUGUAUGUAAUAAUAAGCGAAUGUGGAGGUCAUACACAAACUUAAAUGCUUAUGAUCACGAUACAGAACUACAGGACAAGAAGUAACUAUCAAAGACAAUGUGGUCCACAUCUAUGAAUUGAAAUUCAUCUGUGAAAUUCAGCACCACUUAUACACAACCUGUAUGUCGUCCCCACUUGUUUAGGGCUUUAUGCUUUGUGUUGUAAAUUCUUUGUAUUUUGUUUUGUCCGAAGUCCAAACCCAACAUAGGCUGCAAGAGUUAUGUGAUGGUAGAAGAAAAAGAUAACAAGGAAAACAAGUGUUUAUUUUAUAUCGGUAAGGAUUUGCUUGACUUUACCCGAUUCUCUUUUACUCCCAGAUGUCUGAACUGAAUAUAAAUGAAAUGACUGUACACGUGGAUGGUAUGGCGAUGUGUCCUUUCACUCCCCAAAUACGUCACUUAAUGCAUCUUAUGAUUUAAAAAAAAUAUUGAGAGUUGGCAAAGCUCAAGACAGAUGGUUAAAAAAUGUACUAUAUACUUUCCUCAAAUCUUAAGAUGGAUGUUUGAACAAAAAGGCAGGUUUUGUUUUCAGGUGAAAGAGACUCAGAUGGAAUCGAUUAAUAAUGUAUUGGAUGUCUCCAAGCUCGCAGGCAUGAGAACGAACACACGGGGGAUGUUGAGUUAAAGGUCGACUAGUCUAUUUCAACAACAAUGGAGACUGAAUCUGGUGUAGUCAUCCGCAUAAGAACUUCAAAACAUGAAAACUAUGGGUUCUCUGGUGGCUAAAUAGUGAUUCGGUGCUUGACUUGAAUUCCUGUGGUACAGACCUCAGUUGGAAGCUGGUAGAAAGCUUCCCAUGGUAUUCUACACAAGUUUACAUAUUUACAGUGUGAGGCCUUUAAGAGGUUGGAUUCACAAAACAUUCAGUUCUUUCAACAUUCAAUUCUUAUUCUUCAAAAUUUUAUUGUAAGUAACCUCUUAAAGUUAAACUAAACUAACCUCAAAGACAUUUUCCUGCCCCAGGAGUAGGCACAAAAACAUAAUGGAGUGUCUAUUUACACUAAGUGCAAAUAGCCCGCCUUGUUGGCCCACCAGCCCAUCAACGUGUGAUUGGGAUAGUCAACACUGCAAAAAGACACUUGCUUUACGUCAGUUUCAGUGAUGUAGAGGGUAAAGUGCUUGCUUUUUGGCACGAGGGACCCGAGUUCGAAUCCGCCUUUUGCCAAACUUUUUUCAUAUCGCUACGUAAAGGCAUUUAUUUUCAAUAAAAAUGAAGAAAAUAAUCAAAAAGUUGAAAAUAAAGUAUCGGGUAGGUGUAGGGAGGGCUUUAUUGUCCCAAUAAGGUGGCAUCCAUUUAAUAAUUUGAAUUAAAACUAUAAUUUACACUCAAUAUGUUAUUAUUGCGUACUGUUUUACAAUACUAAGGUACAGAUAAUUGCCACUAUUUGCAAUAAGUAGUAUAAAUAGCAGAAAAUCUUGCUAUUUUAACAGUGUAAAUAGAAUCUAGCUAUUUCCACUUUGUCUAAAUAGCACCUAAUUGCUAUUUAAAUAUAGUGUAAAUAGCAUCUAUCGCUAUUUACACUUUGUGCAAAUAGCCACUGUCAAAACAUAAUAGCUGACAUCACGGUACUUACAGAUUGCAUAUGCUUUUUGAAUUCUAGAGAAACUAAUUCACAAGGACUUAAAUGUGUGUGGAGAACCGUUCAUUGUGAAAAGAGCAAUCUGGUAAAGGUCAUACUUUACAGUCUUCAUGUAAAAGUGUGAGUACAAACGUACUGAGCAACAGCAAGAAACAAGCUGUACUUGGACUUCUGUUAUGAGAGUCGAGUAACUUCCACCUGGAGUUAAGUAUCGUUAUUGCUAUUAUUAUACUGCUGAAUUAUAUCGAUGUGUAAAAAGUGUAACCUAGACACUGUAAAAUAAAUUGUAAAUGGAUACAACUGAUCAAAAAUACAUUUUCUCAAAUAAGAGUCAACAGAUCAGGGAAAAAUGCCUACAGGAGGACAGGUUUCUAUUGGUGUGGUGCUUUUGUCAAGGUUAACAUAUUUACUCAUUGCCAGUGCUGUAAUCUGAAAGACGUUGGUGAGAAUGAAUUCACUGAAUCACCAAGCUUUUAUUAGACAAGAAUGAGCAGAAAUGAAAAAUGAGGCUACGGUUGAGGAUUUUACAGCUAAUUCACUGUUCAUAUCUGUGCUGUAAGAACUAAUUACCCUUAAUGCUUAAUAUAUGGCACCAAAAUGAAUAAAUUCUUAUAGCAGUCAUAUCAGAACUUUUGUAGGUUUUUAUCCAAACACAGCACGCUUCACAUACUUGAAAUAGUAUGUAGCAGAAUGCACAACAGGAAAGAAUAAUGCCUGGAUGGCUAAACGCAAACCUCUGCUGCUGCUUCCUCGGAGCCUGUGAUGCAUAGCACACACUUACUGUAAGACCUGCUGGUUUUGUUGCAGUCUUUAGCAAAUGCAUUUCCACUGCAACCACCGGAGCGUUGAAAGCCAACGUGGGACACUUGCAGUCUCUCAGCGCAGGUCAUGCAUUAGUCAUACCUGACAUUUACGGUUCACAAUUAGCUUCCCAUAAUGGCUUUUUCCGAGGACGUGUCUGGUCUCCAGAGCAUAGCUGGAAAUAGCAAAACAGAAUCGGUUUUUACAAAUAACACUCUACGCUACUUUGAAGCUUGAACAAGCAAAUCUUUGCUAUUUUUAAGCGCAGUGAAAAAUAAAAUUAACACGUGGGUUACAAACUACAAAUUAGGGUAUCACACUUGCAAAAACUCAAAUUGGCUGUAAUGAAAAUGGGUUUCACUUUCCAUCAAGGUCUCAGCUGAUACUAACAUGCUAUCAAGCCGUUUACGUUUUUUUUCCCUCAUGUGUUUGCGUCAUUAAUUUCUAAAUGAACAGUGUCAGUGUCUGCCCUCCCUUGAUUGUGUAUCAGCCUGGUCCUUUUUCCCCCAUUUUACGUUUCCAUAGUGACUAGUCAUUUUCAGACUUUCAUUUUAUGCCACAUGCAAUGAUCUACACUGUAAGAUUAGUGAGAUUAAAUGUGCAUUUUACCUUUGAAAGUUUUAAUUGCAAUCAUUUCUAUCUGCUUUGUGUUUUGUCAUUGUCAUUCAAAUGGUGUUUUUAAGGCUGUAAGGUUGUUUUGGUAUCCCUCAUCAACAAACUGAGGAAUGUCUGCUUCAAUUAAAACAAAAUGAGAGAGAGAAAGAGUAAAGUGUUUAUAAAGAAUGUCAGUGUUUUCUUGGUAUUGUAAUACUUUGAGUUCUCUCAUUCAUGAUCAGAAUGUGCUUGUGAGACAGUGACAAUGUAAAUACUGCAAACUAAAGACGAGAUGCAGCGGUAUAAAAUAAAUCAUU
Molecule: messenger RNA, 5411 nt
Organism: Onychostoma macrolepis
Lineage: Eukaryota; Metazoa; Chordata; Actinopteri; Cypriniformes; Cyprinidae
Gene: syndig1l
Product: synapse differentiation inducing 1-like
Exons: 4
Coding region: 746-1516 (256 amino acids)
Cellular component (GO): membrane; intracellular membrane-bounded organelle
Source: RefSeq, a predicted model, not a curated record